Molecule: messenger RNA, 2597 nt
Organism: Dothidotthia symphoricarpi CBS 119687
Lineage: Eukaryota; Fungi; Ascomycota; Dothideomycetes; Pleosporales; Dothidotthiaceae
Product: Metallo-dependent hydrolase
Exons: 5
Coding region: 185-2311 (708 amino acids)
Biological process (GO): inosine biosynthetic process; adenosine catabolic process
Molecular function (GO): adenosine deaminase activity
Source: RefSeq, a predicted model, not a curated record
GUACACAGCCUUCUCCGCAGGACUUUUAAAGAGUCCUGUGAAUGUCGUAAGGUUACACAAACAGGCUUUUGAUACGUCGUGCGACUAGGCUCAAGUAUCUGAAUUACUGGAACUAUCAUCAUCAACUUGUCCCCUUGACGGGUACGAGAAAACAACGGCGACGCAUAUCCUUGGCGUUGUCGGCAUGCCAACUGACAACAAACCGAAGACCUCGAGCGACUCUCAAAGACCUCGUCAGGGGUGGCUAACCAGGUGUAUACCAACUUUAUCUGUACGUAACAGAGACGGGUCUCCUGAAGAUCCCAACAAGCCAAUCAUGACGGUAGCUGAUUCCCCAAAGAAGAGGAGAAGAAUGUCAAGUGUCCCUGCCAAGGGAAGAACGCCAUUCAAGCUCGGAGGGUCAGAAACAGUCGACAUGGCUUCAAAUGUCACAUCAAUCAGAGCGAUAUUUGAUGCAGGGCUGAACCUACCUCACGAAGUUCAAGCUUAUACUAAGGAUCAUGGCGAAAUGACACAGGCGGAAGAAGAGUCUGCUUGGGAACGUCCAGCAAGGCCCAAGGGCACUUCUCGGUCAAAGGAUGACCAAAUUGAGAGAAGAGCUGCGAUCAUCAUUCGAGCAAUCCGAGAGUUUGAACGGAAAGUGACCUUUGGUAAUCAGGCCUCCGAAGCUAUACCAGGCCCUGAAACCCGAGACAUGGGUGGCCAAUUUCUCACCAACAAGGACCGAAUAGAGAAAGAAAGCAAGUUAUACGAGAUCGCAAAAAUGGUGCCAAAGGGUGCACUUUUGCACCUUCACUUCAAUGCCGAGCUGCAUCCUGAGCGACUUCUAGAACAAGCUCGCUCGAUGGACCAUAUGUAUAUUCGAAGCAUCCGUCCCUUACUCACGCAAGAAGACCUCGAUCUCACAGAGACGGUAUUCAAUGUUUUAGAUGCUGAUGAGGUAGAGCGUGGCGUUGACAUCUUUUCACCAGACUAUCCUGGAACUGCGACCAACUGGAAACAAGAUGAGUGGAAGUGGCGAGUGUGGAUGCCUUGGUCCGAAUUCCAAACCAAGUUCGCACAGAAAAAGUUCUCCAAGAAGUACGAGCAGCAAGAGGACACGAUCAUGAUUGAACAGCCUCGAUGCUGCUCGGAGCCAGGCCAAGUAAGGUUACAUCCUGCUGAGAAUUGGCUCAAGUCGAAAAUGGUACUCAGUCUAGAAGAGGCUUACGGUCUCACACAAACGGUGAACGGAGUAUGGGCACGUUUCAAUCAAGCAACACGGUCUUUCAAAGGCUUGCUAAACUAUGAAAAAGUCUACAAGUGGUACAUCAGCGAAGCCAUUGAGCGCAUGAUUGAAGAGAAAAUCAUGUACGCCGAGCUGCGACCGAUGCUACUCGAUAAAUUCAUUCCCACAGACAACGGCAAAGGCAAAAUCACUAACUCUGAACAAAUGAAACUGAUCAUUGCUGGCGUGGAGGAAAAGAAGGCUGAGCUCAAGAAGAAGGGCGAGCUUGAGAAAUUUCCGUUUGGACUGAAAAUCAUCUACUGCACGCCGCGCUCCAUCCCUAAAAAGAUGAUGCAAGAAGAGAUGAAGCAGUGCAUCGAGCUGAAAAAUGAGUUUCCAGAUCUUAUAUGUGGCUUCGACCUUGUAGGCGCCGAAGACAGGCCAAACCACAUCGGUUUCUACAAAGAAGAACUCAUAGCAUUCAGAAAGACCUGCGAGGCCCUGAAGCUCGAAAUACCCUUCCUUUUCCAUGCUGGCGAAACGCUGCUUGAUACAGGCGGUUCUACUGAUCCAAGCAACUCGAACUUGUACGAUGCUGUCAUUCUCGAGUCUAAGCGCAUUGGACACGGCUUCUCCCUCUUAAAGCACCCACACCUUAUGGAGAAAUUCAAGCCCAACAAGGAGACAGGGAGUCCAGGCAUUUGCAUCGAGCUAUGUCCCAUCUCUAACGAGCUCCUCCAUCUCUGCAGGAACAUCAAGGAGCACCCAUUCCCUGAGCUUCUGGCAGCAGGCAUUCCUUGCACAAUCAAUAGUGAUAAUCCGUCGCUGUUCAGCAAUUCCAUGUUCCAUGAAUUCUACCAAGUCAUGGUAGGCGCGCCCACAAUGUCGCUAUACAGCUGGAAGCAGCUCGCUCGCUGGAGCAUCGAGUACAGCUGCCUCUCUGCAUCCGAGAAAAUCGAAGGGCGUAAGAUUCACGACAAGACAUGGAAACAGUUUUGCUCAGAUGUAGUCGAGCAGUACGGCGAUUUGAUGCUCAAAGACCAGCCUGACCAGAUCGACGAGGACAAGGCAAAGCAGGCGGAUGCUCGAGGGAUCAUCUCUUGAAUAGAGCUUGCCAUGACCAGUGAGUAAGCAACUCUCGCUCGAGUGCUUAUUCCGAAGGGGAUCAUCAUACUUUUCAUGUCCGUUUUGGUGUGCUCGACGCCGGUGCGGUAGAAGCUGCACACUCCUUUCUACAGCGACACUCUCCGGUACACCAGGCCGCUUCGACAAGAUCACGACGAGACUGUACAUCGAUUCGCCAUUGUCGAUUCGCCAUUGUCGAUUCGCGGUCUUUGAUACUCAGAUGUGGGGAUUUGAAGCAGUGGUUGGUGGAAGGGGGGAAGUACUG